Radiomyces spectabilis is the source of this 1794-nucleotide messenger RNA. RefSeq lists its product as uncharacterized. The coding region runs from base 1 to 1794 and encodes 597 amino acids. Gene Ontology annotation, cellular component: cytosol. The record is from RefSeq and is a predicted model, not a curated record. The transcript is spliced from 7 exons. Lineage: Eukaryota; Fungi; Mucoromycota; Mucoromycetes; Mucorales; Radiomycetaceae. Gene Ontology annotation, molecular function: mRNA binding.
AUGACAGCAACAGCAACAGAUCGAGCACUUGUGCCAAAAAACAAUGACGCCAUUGGCACCAUUUUACUGCAUGAUGAUGGAUCGACUGCCCCUGCCACUCCUCCUGAAGUCAAGCUGGAUUCCCUUUCUGGUUUUAUGCAUCGACCGACAUCAUAUCAUCACUCUUCAAGCUGUUCAUCGUCUACCUGCUCUUCUGACGAGGAUGAUCACAGUGCUGAGAGUGUACAAAGCGCACGUACGGCACCUGCAUCCACCUUUUCAGGUAAUACUCUUGACUCAGAAACAAACCGUGACCUUGUCUCGCCCACGGCUGGACUCAGUGAUGCCCCGCCCGAAUCCAACAAAGUCGAAUCAGUGGAUCCAGAACAGCCAGACCAACGAGGCAAUCCUGCCGCUUGCAUCUUUGUAGCAAGCUUGAAAAAAGAAAAAAAUGAUGAAGAAUUAAAUAUAUCGGUCUCAAACCACUUUGUUCGCUGGGGAGCGCUUUUGAACGUCAAGGUUCUCAAGGAUUGGCUAGGCCGCCCAUACGCAUUUGUCCAGUACGAACGUAUUUCUGAUGCCAAAGUCGCACUAAAGGAAGCCCCAGGUACCAUCCUUGAUGGUCGAAGUGUCCGAUGCGAACCAGCUAGAGUCAACCGCACAUUAUGUCUCCUCCCUAUUGAUCGUCCAUUGGACCGUCAAGAGGUCGAAGCGACCUCAUCCGUUUAUGGAAAAAUUGAAGACAUCACCGUUUUACAAGCUCGAUCUAGAAAUCAAUGCGCCUUUGUCAAGUACUGCUAUCGCGAUGAUGCUAUUCGUGCUUUCCUGUCACUUCACACUCCGGAAUUCAUGCAACGUUGGUGUGUUGAAUGGGCUUCCAAUCUGGAUCUCAACAGCUCGGAUAUCAGUGCCAUCAAAACCGACAAAUCCAGUAUCUUUGUAGGUAAUCUAUCUGAAGCCAUCACUGACGGCGAAAUGUAUUCCCGCUUUGGUCAUUACGGUUCCAUUGUUCAUCUGCGCGUUAUCCGCAAGCCCACGCAUGGUCGAAAGCGCGUAUUUGCUUUCGUAAAGUACGCAAAAGAAGAAGAAGCCGCCGCUGCGGUUGAUAAUGAGAAUGGUGUCUUGUUGGAUGAUCGACAGCUCAGAGUAGCUUAUCGUGAACACCAUGAAUCUUCCUGGAGCCGUCAACAGCGUAAUCCAUUAGUCGAACGCCCACAUCCUCCAGGCAUGGGCUUCCCAGCUUCCAUUUAUCAAUACCUCACUUGUCCAAAGACUAAAUCCGGCGAACCUGGUCAAACCAUCCCCGAUCCAUCCUUGGUUGACCCGUACGUGUACUACGGAUCCCCACCUUCUCGGCAGCCACGUGUCACAAACAAUGUGCCAUACAUCCCUCACAAUCCAGUCACCUCCUCCAGCGGGCUUACUACAACCUUGCCAGUGGCACCCUCCCACGGGGUUCAGGACGUCAACAAGGCUCACAUCGUUAAAGAACCCACUGAAUCUCGGCUUUACGGUUCGGUCACUGACGACAUUCCCAAUCCGUAUCGCACAAAAGGAGGAGCAAACGGGAUGUUCGAGUCUCAAGCGGUUGGUAUGUACGAUUAUUAUCCGUACUAUCCUCUGCCAGGCUAUUAUCCACCAGCUGUCGGUCCACAUUUACGCGAAGCGUUUUAUGAUUACAGCUAUCCAUCUCUCUAUUACGUUUACGCUCCACCUUAUCCCUGUACAUCGAUUCGAAACCAGAUGGCCAAGGAGAAUAAGGUGCCUCUAACCGCCCUCCCUCGAAAGCCGGUUGAUUUGGUUGAUAAGAAAUAA